CCAAGCCGUACGCCAAGCUGCACUCUGAGACGCCCCCUACUGGUGGACACCCCGCCAUGUUGGUGUGCAGCGUCUACGACUUCUACCCCAAAAUGAUCAAAGUGAGCUGGCACAGAGACGGAAAGGAAGUCACCACUGAUGUCACUUCCACUGAUGAGCUGGCUGACGGAGACUGGUACUACCAGAUCCACUCACACCUGGAGUACACGCCCAGGUCUGGAGAGAAGAUCUCCUGUGUGGUGGAUCACGUCAGCCUGGAUAAACCUCUGGUUAAUGUCUGGGACCCGUCCAUGCCAGAGUCGGAGAGAAACAAGAUCGCCAUCGGAGCGUCUGGACUGAUCCUGGGUCUGAUCUUAUCUCUGGCUGGAUUCAUCUACUACAAGAGCAAGACCCGAGGAAGGAUUCUGGUGCCCAGUAACUGAUCCGGGUCCUGGUGGUCCAGCAUCAGAUGGAGGAACAAGCAGCUUCCUGUGCUUUCCACCUGCCGUACCGACUAAACACGAUUGUCUGAUGCUGGGCUGGUGUGAACCCUGAUCCUGGACUGUUCCUGGGUCAGGUUUAGUCUGGUCUCUGGAUGUGGACUGUGCUUCAUUCUAGUGUGAUGCUUUACUUGAUCAAUCAAUAUUUUACAGGAUCAAUCAUUCUGCUGUUCUAUCAGAUAUAAUCAGGGGAUUGGAGGGUUUAAAGCUCAUGUGUGAUUGUUACAUUUAUAUAUUUGUACUGAGAGAAACUUUUCCAACCACAGUAAACCUUCAGAAACCAUGUGUGGACGUUUUCUUCAGGUGUUAAUAAUCAGGUAGUAUACUAGUAAUGACCCGUUAGAUUGUUUCUCUUAUGGAAGCAAUAAGUGGACGAAUCAUAUCUCCUUAUUUUCUCAAACUCUUCACUUGAUGUAUCCGGUUUAAGAGAUUAAACACUGGUUUUCCCACGA
Messenger RNA from Labrus bergylta (ballan wrasse), 931 nucleotides. NCBI's taxonomy places the organism in Eukaryota, Metazoa, Chordata, Actinopteri, Labriformes, Labridae. The record is from RefSeq and is a predicted model, not a curated record.